This is a messenger RNA of Amaranthus tricolor (Joseph's coat), 2740 nucleotides long. RefSeq names its product subtilisin-like protease SBT1.8. Gene Ontology annotation, biological process: proteolysis. The record is from RefSeq and is a predicted model, not a curated record. The coding region runs from base 366 to 2696 and encodes 776 amino acids. The transcript has 2 exons. NCBI's taxonomy places the organism in Eukaryota, Viridiplantae, Streptophyta, Magnoliopsida, Caryophyllales, Amaranthaceae. Gene Ontology annotation, molecular function: serine-type endopeptidase activity.
AUUCAUAAUCAAACAGUUCCUUAAAAACUUCAAAGUUCCUUUUCGACCCGAAAGACUCUUAAACCACGCUUUUCUUUAUGAGUAUGACAUGUCGUCUUUUUUUACUUCUCAAACCCUGAACACGGGUAUGAUCUUGAUGAUGAGGAUGCAACGGUUCCUUAAAAAAUCAAAUAGUGGCAGUUAAGUAAAAUUGUUGGAAAUACAAGGCGCAUUUCAAAAAUUCAAACAUUAUAAGAUCCGACAACAUUUCCUGCAAUUCCUUCCAUCCUUCUCCCAACACACAGUCGUUCAGCGACUGUAAAUUCUACUCUCGCUCUCCCAAAAUAACAGUCAGUUAUUCCAAAUUAAAUCUCUAUACUUCAACAAUGGAGUCCAAAUUCAAGAUCUACUUUCUCUUUUCACUCUCCCUUGUUCAAUGUCUCAAUUUCGUUGCUUCUUCUUCUCCUCUUCGCAAAACUUACAUCAUUCACAUGAACCACCACCAAAAACCGUCCAAUUUUGAUACCCAUCAAGAUUGGUAUGCUUCAAAUCUUAAUUCUUUGUCCUCGUUAUCGAUUUCUGAUUCUGAUGCUCUGUCUUCUUCUCCUUCACUUCUUUACACUUAUGAUUCUGCUUACUCUGGUUUUGCGGCUACACUUACACCCUCUGAAGCGGAAGUUCUACAAAAGGGGGAUGCCGUUUUGGGUGUGUAUGAGGAUACGCUUUACACUCUUCAUACUACAAGGACCCCGGAAUUUCUGGGACUUGAUGUAGCCGGAGAGGGUCUCUCUGCUGGGGAUCAUCUGGAUACGAGUGACGUCAUCAUAGGAGUCCUGGAUACUGGGAUCUGGCCCGAGUCGAGUUCCUUCAAUGACGCGGGCUUACCCCCGGUGCCAACUCGGUGGAAGGGUGAAUGCGAGUCUGGCCCUGAGUUUCUUCCUUCUGUCUGCAAUAAAAAACUCAUUGGAGCUCGUGCUUUCUCGCACGGGUACAGAAUGGCUUCAGGAGGAAUUCUCAGCACCGAUGACGUCGUUUCACCUCGUGACACCGACGGACACGGAACCCACACAGCAAGCACGGCUGCAGGUGGACAUGUGAGUAACGCUAGCUUGCUGGGGUAUGCUAGUGGGACGGCCAGGGGUAUGGCACCCCGUGCACGGAUUGCAGCCUACAAAGUCUGCUUCAAAACGGGUUGUUUCGGUUCGGAUAUUCUCGCCGGAAUCGACAAAGCAAUUUCUGACGGUGUUGAUGUUCUUUCUCUUUCAUUGGGAGGUGGAUCAGCUCCGUAUUUCCGUGAUACGAUCGCUGUCGGAGCUUUUUCAGCAAUGGAGAAAGGUAUAUUUGUCUCUUGUUCAGCAGGAAACAGUGGCCCGACUAAAGCUUCAUUAGCCAACACAGCUCCAUGGAUUAUGACCGUUGGUGCUGGAACUUUAGAUCGUGAUUUCCCCGCUUUUGCUUCUUUAGGUAACGGUAAAAAAAUCACUGGUGUUUCUUUAUACAGUGGAAAAGGAAUGGGUAGAAAACCAGUUGGUUUAGUAUACGGUGGAAAUAGUGGGAGAAGAAAUGGGUCAAGUAACUUAUGCAUGUCCGGGUCAUUAGACCCAAGUUUAGUUCGAGGAAAAGUGGUUAUCUGUGAUCGCGGUGUUAAUCCAAGAGUUGAGAAAGGUGAGGUAGUGAAGGAGGCUGGUGGGGUAGGGAUGAUUUUGGCCAAUACCGCCGCAAAUGGGGAGGAAUUGGUGGCUGAUAGUCAUCUGCUUCCAGCGGUGGCAGUUGGCUUGAAGGUUGGAGAUGAGAUAAGGGAGUAUGUAAGGAUGGCAGGCAAAACGGCCACAGCCGUGUUGAGUUUCGGAGGUACAGUGUUGAAUGUUAGGCCGUCUCCGGUGGUGGCGGCGUUUAGCUCUCGUGGACCGAAUAUGGUUACGCCGGAGAUCAUGAAACCGGAUGUGAUUGGACCUGGGGUUAAUAUUUUGGCUGCUUGGUCUGAGAUUGCUGGACCUACUGGAUUGGACAAGGAUACUAGGAGGACUCAAUUCAAUAUUAUGUCAGGCACAUCGAUGUCAUGCCCACAUAUUAGUGGGCUGGCUGCAUUGUUGAAAGCGGCACAUCCGGAGUGGAGUCCGAGUGCUAUCAAAUCUGCUCUCAUGACCACCGCCUACAACCACGACAACUUGCAAAACCCACUUCGGGAUGCUACUGAUGGAUCACUCUCUACCCCCUGGGCUCAUGGAGCUGGUCAUGUCGAUCCCCACAAGGCCAUGUCGCCAGGAUUAGUGUACGACAUCUCAGUUGAUGACUACAUUGCCUUCCUAUGUUCCUUGGAUUACACCCCGUUGCACCGCCAGAUAGUUGCCAAGAGGCCAAACAUUACUUGUUCGAGGAAAUUGUCUGACCCUGGCCAGCUAAACUACCCGUCCUUCUCUGUCGUUUUUGAUAAGUCCCGAGUCAUGAGGUAUACUCGCGAACUAACCAAUGUAGGUGAUGCACGUGCUCUGUAUCAAGUUAAAGUUGAUGCACCCCCAUCCAUCGGUGUGAAGGUUAGGCCUUCAACGCUUGUUUUCAGGAGCGUUGGUGAGAAGAAGAAAUACACAGUUACAUUUGUUGUGAGGAGGGGAAAAACACCACCCCCUACUAAAAGUGCUUUCGGUUCACUUUUAUGGAGUAGUAAGACUAACCAUGUUAGAAGUCCGGUUUCUUUUACAUGGACUCGGACAAUGUAAAAGUUGUCUUCUACCGAAAACCAGAGUCGUUGCAUUUUCCGCAA